AGUCUCACCAUCGCAUUUCGCUUCGGCAACAUUUCCACGGUUUGUUCUCGUUCUUCUUUCAUCUACACCAUCAUCACCACACUAUCUCUCCCUUCUUCCUUGUCUUCCAUCUCUUCUCAAAAGGAGGCAAUUGCUGCUUCCGCGUUACGCAUUCAUCGCCUCAACAAUCUGCACGCCACGUUGGGAUCACCCACCUUGCGUACUUCUCUCGCAGUCCUCCUCCAUCCUCACGCUGGCCACGGCCGCGGCGGCCCACCCCUCUCAGCAUGAUCUCGCACCUCUCACACCGGAGAAUACUGGUCCUGGCGGCAACAGCCUUCAUCCUCUUCAGCGUCUACCUCUGCGCCACGCGUCUCUCCGUCCAGUCCUUCGAACGAGAAAACAUGGCGCACGCGACACAACCUACCACCCAAGACGACCACCUCGAAGAAGACAAGAGCCCGGAAAUCCGACUCAAUAAGGCCGAUCUACCCAUGUCGUACGGCCAGUUCAAUCGACCCGAGUUCGAGGGCUUGAAAAUCAUCGAGGCCCUACCCGAACAGUACGUUCCCACGCCAGAAAAUGGCCGGCGAUUGAUCAUCAUUGGCGACAUUCACGGCAUGGACACCGAGCUUCAAGCACUCCUUGAAGAGGCCUCCUAUAACGGAACGAAUGACCACGUUAUUGCCGUGGGUGACAUGAUCAACAAAGGACCCGACUCCUCCGGCGUCGUGUCAAGACUCAUGUCCAUGAACGCCAGCGCCGUGCGUGGCAACCACGAAGACAGGAUCCUCCUCGCCCACAAUGCCAUUGAGGCGCAAUAUGGUGUCAGCAAAGAUCUCGAGACCCAACUCGAUCAGGAGCCAGAGGGGGAGCUGCGAGAUCUCGUGCUAGCCCGACACCUUAGCAAGGACCACAUCAAAUGGCUCAGCGAGCUGCCCGCUAUCCUCACUGUGGAUCAACUGGGCAUGUACAUUGUCCACGCCGGCCUCGUGCCCGGUGUGGAGCUGGAGAAGCAGGAUCCCUGGGCUGUCAUGAACAUGCGCACGCUGUCGUAUCCCCGGGAGGAAAUCCGCAAGAAGGAGGGCGAAGCGCCUCGACUCAACAAGAGGGAGGAGGAGGAGGAGGCUGAGGAUGCGCAGUCUCCUCCGGAUGACGAGGAUGAGGACAUGGAUACCUCGAUCAUUCCUUUUGACCGUCGCAUUGCCUUGCCCAGUGCCGGUCACAAGGGCGAUCGCUGGACUGAUGCCUGGAACACCCACCAGCGGCGCUUGCCCCGUCGCCUGCGGCGGACGGUGGUGUAUGGACACGACGCCAAGACUGGCUACAAGGAGUCAAAGUACACCUUUGGCCUCGACUCGGCGUGCGUCAAGGGUGAGGCACUGACCGCCCUCAUCGUUGAGGCGGCCCCUGGUGGGGGCUUCAAGCACAAGACGUUGCAGGUCCGAUGUCGCGAAUCGGAGGGCACCAGUGAGGAAUAGGGAUCCUUGCGACGAUGACCGACGGCUACAAACACUUGUAAUACUGACCGACUAGACGGCUGCAAAAUGGCGUUUGGUGGGCAAUCUGGAUUGGACAUUACUACUACUAGUACGGCGUUGGGCGGUACGAGGAUAUCAACUGGGAAUAA
Emericellopsis atlantica is the source of this 1609-nucleotide messenger RNA. Its product is annotated as Metallo-dependent phosphatase-like protein. Gene Ontology annotation, biological process: polyphosphate catabolic process. The transcript has a single exon. Gene Ontology annotation, cellular component: cytoplasm. Gene Ontology annotation, molecular function: endopolyphosphatase activity; phosphatase activity. Bases 267 to 1460 code for a protein of 397 amino acids. NCBI's taxonomy places the organism in Eukaryota, Fungi, Ascomycota, Sordariomycetes, Hypocreales, Bionectriaceae. The record is from RefSeq and is a predicted model, not a curated record.